Messenger RNA from Drosophila bipectinata, 529 nucleotides. It is a transcript of the gene robl, whose product is annotated as dynein light chain roadblock. The record is from RefSeq and is a predicted model, not a curated record. Gene Ontology annotation, cellular component: cytoplasm; centrosome; cytoplasmic dynein complex. Gene Ontology annotation, biological process: microtubule-based movement. NCBI's taxonomy places the organism in Eukaryota, Metazoa, Arthropoda, Insecta, Diptera, Drosophilidae. Gene Ontology annotation, molecular function: dynein intermediate chain binding.
GAACAAACAAAAGUUUGCGACUUUUUUGUGGACUUUGGUGAUUUUGGGUGGGUUCUGUUGGAAGAUUAUUCCUAGAAAAGUCGGUUUUUAUAUAUAUAUCAACUCCAACAUAAUUAGUUGACAAGAUGUCGCAAGAGGUAGAGGAAACAUUGAAAAGAAUUCAGAGCCAUAAAGGGGUUGUGGGUACGAUUGUCGUCAACAAUGAAGGUAUUCCGGUGAAAUCCACUUUGGACAACACUACGACCGUCCAGUACGCUGGCCUAAUGAGUCAGCUGGCUGACAAGGCCCGAAGCGUUGUACGGGACUUGGAUCCUUCCAACGACAUGACAUUCCUGCGUGUGCGGUCCAAGAAGCACGAGAUCAUGGUGGCCCCCGACAAGGACUUCAUCCUGAUUGUCAUCCAGAACCCCACAGAUUAGGAAAACAUGAACUGGACCUAGAAAGCUGAAAUAGAUUAUUUUGUAUUUUCAUAAAUAUCGAUGUCUGCUACAGAAGCGAGAGAUUACUUAUUAAAUAAUGAAUUCAUGUA